Molecule: messenger RNA, 7137 nt
Organism: Bursaphelenchus okinawaensis
Lineage: Eukaryota; Metazoa; Nematoda; Chromadorea; Rhabditida; Aphelenchoididae
Source: the annotation of a GenBank genome assembly
AUGGCAGAGAAUUACGGGUCAAACGGAAGUCACGGUCAAACCGACCCGAUGGAUGUGCCGCAAGAGCUACGUGACGAUUUUCCGGUGGCUAGAAGUGUAGAUCAUUUAUUAGUGAACAAUGUUAGGAAUGCUGGGAUGAACAGAGUGCAGUCUGGUGAGUUUUUUCUUUACUUUUGUUUUUAUUUUUAGAGAUUUUGGGGAUGUUGCAGUAGAAAUAGCGUAUACUGACUUACUUUUUGUUAUAACGUUCUGCAAAAAUCCACAGGACUUUGUAUUUUUUAAUUGAUAGUAGAUUAUAAGCUUUUUCAACUAGCAAUAUGAAUCAAUUUCAAAAAUAUGGCAGCUUUUACCUAUUUUUAAUAAUAUUAUUAUAGCCAAUACCCUGCGAAGACCGUUUCUCUAUUCAAAUCGUUCAAGAACCUCAAGUAUAACCUCAGAUGCUGCAUCAAAUGCAGUGUCAGAUGCUCACAGACAUCACAAUAUGGCUAUACGAUACAGAUUGUUUAAUAGGUUGGAUCCAGGAGGGCAGACAUUGAGGAUGCCGGAUCACGUCUCAUUUCUAAGUGAAUGGUUCUCAAUAUUGCCCUUUGAUGAUUUUAAGGAUAAUGAGGGGAAGCAGAGCAGUUUGGUCACUAUGUAAGUUAAUUUUUUGUUUUUUUUUCGGUUUUUAGGUUAUUUGAGGUCACUUUUAAAUGAAAGUAAGGAUCUAUGACAAAUCUUUCAGAUUUUCAAUUUGGAACACAAUGAUGGGGACCAGCUUACUGGCCAUGCCUUGGGCUCUAGCUCAAGCUGGCUUGGGGCUUGGUGUGGUAUUAAUGGCUCUAAUGGCUUUCUUAGCGUUAUACACAGCUUAUCGGGUUGUUCAAAGCCCUCAGGGCAUCAGUAAGUUAUAUUUUUUAAAUUUUAGGUAACAAAUUUUGAAAUUUUUUUGAUUUUGAAAGUAUUUUUUGUUUUAGCAUAACGUACUGAAAUUAUAAAAGUUUAGUACCACGUAAUGUUUUGAUUAUAAUAUAAUAUUUUCAGCACUAGAAGUAGAGACCAGUGCAGCCGAAUUCUCGGAUGUUUGUCGCUAUUAUUGGGGCAAGAAAGGAGAAUAUACGGCCGUUUUCUUCUCAAUCAUAGUACUAUUUGGUGGAAUUAUCGUGUAUUUCGUAUUAAUGUCAAACUUUUUAUAUUUUACGGGAAAUAUUAUCUACGAAUCUCUACAACCCAACAGCACGGUGCUACCGGUUUUGGCCAAUAAAACGUUUACGUGUGACAGUAAGUGAAGGUUUUUGAUAUUAUGGGGUACGUAGAUAAGGUGUAUGCACUAAUGUAAGCCUAAAGCUUACGCAAUGACGCAAAAGUAAGUCUAAAAGUGAAGUAAUAAGCCUAAGCUCACAAAAGAAAGACUAAAGAAUACGCAAUAAGCCUAAGCGAAAAAUAAGAAGCUUAAAGAUAACGCAGUAAGUCUAAGCACAGGAAAACAAGCCUAUGAUUGACGCAAUUCGCUUAAGCGCAGAAAAAUAAGCUUGAGAUUGACGCAGUAAGCCUAAGCGCACAUAAAUAAACUUAAGCACGCAAAGAUAAGCCUAAGGUUGACGCAAAAAGCACACAAAAAUAAGCCUAAUAUUCACGCAAUAAGCCUAAGCACACAAAAAUAAGCAUAAGAGUGACGCAAUAAGCCUACGUACAGAAAAAUAAGCCUAUGCUUGGCGCAAUACGCUUAAGCGCAGAAAAAUAAGCUUGACAUUGACGCAAUAAGUCUAAGCGGACAAAAAAACCUAAGGUUGACGUAAUAAGCCUAAGAACACAUAACAAGCCUAAGCGCAGAAAAAUAUACUUAAAACUUGCGCAAUAAGCUUAACUACACAAAAAUAAGCCUAAGCUUGACGCAAUAAGUCUAAGCGCACAUAAAUAAGCCUAAAUUUUACGCAAUAAGCCUAAGUACAGAAAAAUAAGCCUAAGCACACAAAAAUAAGCCUAAAGCUUACGCAAUAAGCCUAAAAUUGACGCAAAAAGCCUAACCGCGGAAAAAUAAGCCUAAAACUUUCGCAAUAAGCCUAAGCACAGAAAAAUAAGCCAAGCACACAAAAUAAGCUUAAAAUGACGCAUUAAGCCUAAUAUUUUCAGUAUAUUACGAUGAAAAGUGCCUACCACCUAAGGACAUGUUUGACUACGAAGAAGAAGACGAAUCAGACGACGGUUUUUGGUCAUUCAAAAAGCUAUGGUCACUACAAGGCACAGUACCUAUUUAUCUAGGCAUUUUGACGUUUCCACUGUUAAACUUUCAAUCGCCUACAAUAUUCACCAAGUUCAAUGUGUUGGGAACGAUAUCAGUGGCUUAUUUGAUAGCAUUUACAAUGUCAAAAGCGUAUGAAUGCGGAUUGAAUGUCAAUUUUAGUGAUGCUACGUCUAUUCACUAUGUGGAAUGUAAGGUUUUAGACCGUAUUUUACGUUUUUUUGAAAUUUUGGGGUUGGAAAGAAAGUUCUUGUUAUUUUUUGUUUUGGAAAGAAAGUUUUUGUCAUUCUUCGCUUUGUAAAGCAAGUUUUUCCUUUUUUAUGGAUUGUAAAGAACGUUCUUGCUAUUUUUUCCUCUGUAAAGAAAGUUUUUGUCAUUUUUCGUUAUGUAAAGAAAGUUUUUGCUAUUUUCAAUAAAUUUUCUUAAAAUUUUUAAAGUUUGAGUGAAGAAUCUUAUUUUAGUGUACAACUCAAAGUUCACAGCGCUAACAGGAACGCUAGCAUUGUCGUACUUCAUUCAUAACGCAGUGUUGACGAUUCUGAGAAACCAGAAACAUCCAGAGAACAAUGCCAGGGACCUGUCGAUUGGAUACAUAUUGGCUAUGAUAUGUUAUAUUGUGAUUGGGUGUAUGUUCUACUUGGCUUUUCCAGGACGAAGGGAAUGUAUUUCGGAUGUAAGUUGGUCUUUUAAUUGUUUUUGGAUUUUUAGGUAAUGAAAUUGAUGUUUGGAACAUUUUUCGGGUAUUUUUGACUGCACCGUGCGAGAAUAUAUAUUUCUUGCACAGUGCAAGGUUUUUUUGAUUGCACAGUGCAAGGCUUUUUUGAUUGCACAGUGCAAAGCUUUUUUGAUUGCACAGUGCAAGGCUUUUUCUAACUUGCACGGUGCAAUAUUUUGAAAAAAAUUUAAUUUUAAGUAAAGCACGUAAAAUACGGCAUUUUUCAGAACUUUUUGAACAACUUCGGAUCAGGUGAUGUCUUGAGUGCAACAGCAAGAAUGUUCUUACUGUUCCAGAUGAUCACAGUACUACCACUGCUCAUGUACUUGGUUCGAGUUCAGUUCAGCUACGUUUUCACAGGCACUGUGUAUCCGGGGUAAGCUGAAUUUUAUAGAUUUAAAGUAAAAAAAAACGCAUUUUGGGGUUUUUUUUUGUAUUGUGAGUGAGGUUUUUUUGAGAUUUUUACGUUUAAAAACGGGGUUUGAAGUGAUUUGACGUUGAAAACGAGGAUCUUUAUGGUAAUUUUAUGUUUUUUCAGGUUACUGUACGUAUGUUUGAUCAAUGUUUUGGUGAUCUUAGUGGCGGUGUUUUUCUGCAUUGUUUAUCCACAUGUUGGAGGGAUAUUGAGGUAUGUUUAUCCUACUCUGCCUUACCUAUAAGGAUUUAGCUUACUAUACACGCAAUGCUUCUACAAAACAUGAAAGAUUUAUAACGGUGUGUGGGAUGAUACGUAACCGUAACAUUAAUGAUAUAACUAUAUAGCCUUAGAGAAAUUGCGAGGAAUCGUAUUGCGCAACUUUUUCUUAUGUAAUAUUAUGGUUUUUUAUAAUAUUAUGCCUUGAUGUAAAACGACCCAGCAAAUUACUCCGAGGGUUGGGAUAUAACUUUAUAUUUCUGCGAGGCUUCCCUUUUAUCUGCCGUUAUUAUGCUGCUGUUUUAAGCUUAUUUUACUCCGUUUCACCAUACCCUACCGUGCCCUACUUUAUACUAUAGGUCUUACUGCUAGUUUUAACCCAGCAUAACCUUAACCUACCCUAGCCUGCUCUACCGUGCUCUACCCUACUCUAAUAUAGCCAAAUUUGCCGUAUUUUACUGUACCGUUUUGUUCUGCUUUAUACUAACAGAAUGUGCUUUAGCUCUUAGUACCACUUUCACUCUGCUUUUUUUACUAAACGUAAAUAUAUUUUAGGUACGUUGGAUCAUUGUCAGGAUUGGUAUACAUCUUUGCAUUACCGUCAUUAGUUCAUCUGAAGAAACUUCAAAACAGUGGAAAACUCACGAAUGCUCAAAUAGUUAUUCAUUCUAUUAUAAUUUUACUUGGAGUGGGUAACCUGAUCUCUCAGUUUUUAGUGUAAAAACUUUGAAAUAUUGAUGUAUUUUGGACGAAAAUUGUGUCAUAGUGACGACUUUUGAUCUGACUGGUCGACAUUUAUCUAUAGUGAUAGAUUUAUCUAGUCAACGUUUAGCUAUGGUAAUAGAUUCAUCUUGUCAACCUUUAGCUAUAGUGAUAUGAUAUGGCAAAUCUUCUUGUGAUUGUUGAUUAUUUUAUUGUUUUUAUUGUUACUCUUCUUAACUUUAUUAUUUUACUUUUUACUGUUGUUAUAUUUACUUUACUUUGUUCAACAAUGUUUAUUUGCUCUUAUUUUUUGUACAUUUUGUGAUAUUUUCAUUGGGAAUAAAUGGGUAUUUGAUCUGACUUUUUGUGAUUUUGUUUUGGUCGUUUUCACGAAAGGUUACUGAACAUUUUAUAAGAAAAAUAUGAAAAUUAAGGGCAUUUUAAUCAUUAUUUUUGUGACUUUGCAUGUUUUUAAUAGUGAGCAAAAUUAAAAACAGGCUAGCCCUAAAAGAUGGGCUCGACCCGCUGCUCAUGUCUAAAAGUACCAAGUGGACUAUUUUUGUAAUUUUCUUUAAAUAUUAGGUGCCGACAUAAAGAACCCGCCAUACUUUGCCUGUAAUUUCCUGUAAAAAAUGGCGGGUUCUUUAUGUCGGCCUCUAAUACCAAUGCCAUUUCUAAUAUAGCAUUCAAAUAAUAUUUCUAUUAAAAGAAUUCCAGAUGGCCUUCCGGUCUCAUCGCCUAAUCUCAAGACUCUUUGGGUUAAGGCAGUGUAGUCAAGAUGCCGGCAACAGUAUGUACGUAAGGAAGGUGAAGAUGAUGGACUACUGGAAUCAAUCAGAAGACGCUUUAGAGACCGAAUUCACGGAUUCUCAGUCGAUUGUACUAGUCGAUAAGGAGGCAUUGGUGAAGAAGGAUGAGAAUACGAAUGCUUUGAGCAUUGUCAAGUUUGAAACCAAAGGUAUAUUGUUGAUUUUGGUGUGGGGAAAGAGGUUUUUAGGAAUUGGAGAUGAGGAUUUAAGGCCUCGAAAACGAGGAUUUUAGGUAUAAAAACAUAAUAUUUUUAGAUUUAAAAGAGAAACUAAAUCAGUACGGGUUAGAAAUUGGUCUACUCAACUCGGCGUUGAUCGAUUGCUCCAUUCCAGAUGAAGUUCAUAGAGAUUUUGUAUGUUUGUUACCAAUUUUGUAUGUUUGUUACCUAAAAUUAGCCAUUCUUCAAGCUUUUACCAUAAAAAUAAGGUUUUUUAUCUUUCAUUGUAAAUGACAUUGUUUGAUAAUUUUGCUAUGGAAAUGAUAAUUUGAUGUAUUUGCAUUAGGAAUGAGGUUUUUUGGCCAAUCCGUUGUUAAUAACUGCCAAUAACGAUAUUGUACUAACAAAUUUCAGAGGCCCUUAUUUGGCUGUGCGGUACGAACGAUGAAACCCCCGGUUGAAAGUGGCAUCAAAGCAGAGGAACUAAAGGAAGAACUAGCUGCUUCAUUGGGAGGAAAGUUCAUGAAUUUGAGGAUCGCUAUGUUAACAUUGGAUUCUGAAGCAGAUCGGCAUAAUUUGGCUAAAGUGAGGUUUCAUUUUGUAGUGGAGAUUUGAAUUUUUGAAAUUUUUAAAUUUAUAGUGAAGUUGUACUAUAAUAGUUAUAAAUUCUUUUUUUUUGCAAAAUUGUACCAGUACUACCAUUAAUAGUACCAAAUGUACUAUUUGUAAAAAUUAGCAUAAAAAUGCAUAUUUCAAUAAAAUAUUUUGUGACGAAAAAUUUUUUUUAUUACUAGGAACACUAAGUGCACCAACUGUACCAUUUUAUAUUUUUAUUGUUUUUGGUUUAGAAAUAAGGAUUUUAAUAAUUUUAAUUGAUUUUUAAAUAAUUUUGUAUCAGUUUUUUACAUUAUGAUAUAAAAAUUUAAAAAAUUUCAGUUCCAAGCAGUAACUCGAUGGUACCACACGUACCGCCGGUGCCCAACCUGUUCCACACCUCUUCAGCUACGACCAUCGAAAAGUGCUGCCAGAUGCAUAAGAUGUGACAGAUUCUUUUAUCCAACGAUCUCACCGGUCGCGAUAACACUGGUCGAGGACUAUAAUAGCGAAAAGGUCCUUCUGGUACGGCAUAAAGGCUCGGUAUCAUCGGUUUAUACUCUUAUUGCUGGAUUUGCUAUGGUAUGUGGAGUUGGGGGUAGACCUGGGGUCACUAGGCUUGACCCGGCUUUUUAACAGGUUUAGUUUGGGGGGGGGGAGGCAGUAGAAAUUUUUAAUUUUGGGGUGGGUUUUUGAAAAAAAUUCAUUUUACGAAAACAUAAAAGGGCGUGGUAAUAGUAAUAUAGUAUGUAAUAUUAGUAAUAAAAAAUAAUAAAGGGUAUGGUAAAGUAACAAAAUUUUAGGCAGGUGAAAGUAUUCAAGAAACGGCGAAACGAGAAAUUGCUGAGGAAGUAGGUAUUGAAGCUACGGAUCUUUGUCUGUUCAAUGAUUCUCAGCCAUGGCCAAUGCCUUUCAAUUCGCUAAUGUGUGGCCUGAAGGCUAAAGCUAAUCCUGAUCAUGAGGUACCGAGAUUUCUAUUACAAUUAUAAUAAGGUUUUUUUUGAAAAUUUAAAAAUUUUUUUUGAAAACAAGUCUUUUUAAAUGAUUUUUUAAUAAUUUUGUUAAAAAAAUUUUAAAUUCUAAACUACCAAGCAAACUUUCAGCUAGAUAUAUGCCGCGACGAACUAGACGCAGCCGGGUGGUUCCGUCGCGAACAAGUACUAGAAGCUUUGGAACGGGUUGAGAAAGACCCAUUCCUCAAAGUCCCAUUAUCAAAACGAUUGGAAAACCCGGAUGACUUUUCAUACCUACCUCCACGGGGCGCCAUUGCUCACCGAAUCAUCAAAGACUGGGCCUUGAAUUAG